Molecule: messenger RNA, 1450 nt
Organism: Ananas comosus (pineapple)
Lineage: Eukaryota; Viridiplantae; Streptophyta; Magnoliopsida; Poales; Bromeliaceae
Product: caffeoylshikimate esterase-like
Exons: 1
Coding region: 205-1197 (330 amino acids)
Cellular component (GO): membrane
Molecular function (GO): lipase activity
Source: RefSeq, a predicted model, not a curated record
CCAAACCCCCUUCCUUCCUCCCCCCUCCCUCCCCUGAAAGGCUGAAACGAAACCGGGUUGGUGAAAACCGCUGUCUCCCUCGCCCUUCCUCCUCCUCUAUAAGUCGCUCUCGCUGCGUCCCCACCGAGCGACGAGGAGUGCUAGUAGGAGGAGGAGGAGGAGGAGGAGGAGGAGGAGGAGCAGCAGCCGCCGCCGCCGCAAGAGAUGGGAUCGUCGGCGCCGCGAUACUUCUGGGGCGAUUCCCCCGAGGAGGAGGAGUACUACGCCUCGCAGGGCGUGCGGAAUCGGCAGUCGUACUUCGAGUCCCCCCACGGGCGCCUCUUCACCCAGUCCUUCCACCCCCUCGACGCCGACGCCGACGCCGUUGCGGGGGCGGUUAAGGGCGUGGUGUUCAUGAGCCACGGCUACGGAUCCGACUCCGGGUGGAUGUUCCAGAAGAUCGCCAUGGCCUACGCCAGCUGGGGCUACGCCGUCUACUGCGCCGACCUCCUCGGCCACGGCCGGUCCGACGGCCUCCACGGCUACGUCGGCGACAUGGAGAAGGUGGCCGCCGCCUCCCUCUCCUUCUUCCUCUCCGUGCGCCGCGCCGACGCCCACGCCCGCCUCCCGGCCUUCCUCUUCGGCGAGUCCAUGGGCGGCGCCGCCACGCUCCUCAUGUACCUCCGCUCCCCGCCGGGCACGUGGACGGGCCUGAUCUUCUCGGCGCCGCUCUUCGUCAUCCCCGCCGACAUGGUGCCCUCGCGCCUCCGCCUCUUCGUCUUCGGCCUCCUCUUCGGGGCCGCCGACACGUGGCAGGCGAUGCCGGAGAACAAGGUCGUGGCGAAGGCGAUCAAGGACCCGGACCGCCUCCGCGUGAUCGCGUCGAACCCGCGGCGGUACACGGGGCCGCCGCGCGUGGGGACGAUGCGGGAGCUGGUGAGGGUGACGGCGUACCUGCAGGAGAGGUUCGGCGAGGUGACGGCGCCGUUUCUGACGGUGCACGGGACGGAGGACGGGUGCGCCGCGGCGGAGGGGUCGACGAUGCUGUACGAGAGGGCGAAGAGCGACGACAAGAGCCUGAUCCUGUACGAGGGGAUGUACCACUCGCUCAUACAGGGGGAGCCCGAGGAGAACAGCCGCCGCGUGCUCCACGACAUGCGCGCCUGGAUCGACGAGCGCGUCCGCCGCUACGGAGGACAAGAAGCAGCUCGUGAUUGAUGAUCAGCUGCGCCGCCGAGAGACGCUUGUGUUUAACGCGUCGAACAAACUUACCAUUGCUGUAUUAUCUUAUCCUGUGAAUUGUCGCGCUGCAAGAGUGGUGGACGGUUUUGCAUUUUUCACAUCAAAGUAGUAAGAAUAUUUCUCUUCUUUCUAUUUUUUUGGGCUUUCAAUUGAGGGUCGUAAAUCAUCGUGUGUACUUGCCACCGUCAGGACGUGCUCCUAGUGGAUGCUUCAGUACAGGAUUGAAUAA